UUAUCAUAUAAUAAGCAAAAAAUUGCAAUAGAAAAGAAAAAGGAGGGUUUGUAAUGAUUUUUAAAUCUUUUCUACUAGGUAAUUUAUUAUCUUCAUGCAUAAAGAUAAUAAAUUCGGUCGUUUUGGUCGGACUCUAUUAUGGAUUUCUGACUACAUUCUCCAUAGGGCCCUCUUAUCUCUUCCUUCUUCGAGCUCGGGCUAUGGAAGGAGGAACCGAGGAGGAGGUAGCAGCAACAACUGGUUUUAUUAUGGGACAGCUCUUGAUGUUCAUAUCGAUCUAUUAUGCGCCUCUGCAUCUAGCAUUGGGUAGACCUCAUACAAUAACUGUCCUAGUUCUACCCUAUCUUUUGUUUCAUUUCUUCUGGAACAAUCACAAAAACUUUUUUUAUUAUGGGUCUACUACCGGAAAUUCAAUGCGUAAUCUCAGCAUUCAAUGUGUAUUCCUGAAUAAUCUAAUUUUUCAAUUAUUCAACCAUUUUAUUUUACCAAGUUCAACGUUAGCCAGAUUAGUCAACAUUUAUCUGUUUCGAUGCAACAACAAGAUGUUAUUUGUAACAAGUAGUUUUAUUGGUUGGUUAAUUGGUUAUAUUUUCUUCAUGAAAUGGGUUAGAUUGGUAUUAUUCUGGAUACGUCAAAAUGUUUCUAUUCGAUCUAAAUCGAAUAGGUAUAAGUACGAGUACCUUAUGGCAGAAUUGAGAAAUUCUAUGGGUCGAAUCAUUAGUAUUCUCUUAUUUAUCACCUGUGUCUACUAUUUAGGCAGAAUGCCGUCGCCUAUUGUUACUAAUAAAAUAAACGAAAUGGAAGAAAGGAGAGAAAGUGAGGAAGAAAGCGAUGUAGAAACUACUUUCGAAAGGAAGGAGACUAAACAGGAACAAGCGGGAUCCACCAAAAAAAACCCUUCCCUUUAUUGGGAAGAAAAGGAGGAUCCGGACAAAAUAGAUCAAACGGAAGAGAUCCGAGUGGAAAAAACGUAUCCUUUUGAAAAAUCUCUUGUAACUUUUCUUUUCAAUUAUAAGCGGUGGAAUCGUCCAUCACGGUAUAUACAAAAUAAUCGACUUGCACGUUCUAUACGAAAUGAAAUGUCACAAUAUUUUUUUUAUACAUGUUUAAGUGAUGGAAAACAAACAAUAUCUUUUACAUAUCCACCUAGUUUAUUGAUUUUUUCAAAAAUGAUAGAACGUAAAAUUUCUUUGUACACGACAGAAAAAUUUAUCCAUGAAGACCUAUAUAAUUAUUGGGUUUCUACCAAUGAGCAAAAAAAGUACAACUUGAGUAAUGAAUUAAUAAGUAGAAUAAAAAUUAUAGAAAAAGAAAAAGUAUCUCUUACUCUAGAUAUACUAGAAAAAAGGACCAGAUUAUGCAAUGAUGAGAAUAAACAAGAAUACUUGCCAAAAGCAUAUGAUCCUCUUUUGAAUGGCGCAUAUCGUGGAAAAAUAAACAAAUUCUAUUCACAUACAACCAUGAAUCAUUUAAUUACUUCGAAAGAAAAUUCCACGAAAAUAGUUUGGAUAAAUAAGCUUCAUGGGCUAUUUUCGAUUUCUAAUAAUUACCAAGAAUUUGAACAUGAAAAAAAUCCACUUAAUGAAAAAUCACCAUGGAAUUAUAUUAUUAAUUCGUUAACGUCAAUUGAUCAAUUAUCUUUUGAGUACAUACCCAAUUCUCAUUUGAAAAAAUCUUCUUUAUUGGAAGAAGAAAUAAAAAGAAAUUCAGAAAAUAAAGCAAAAUCUUUGAAAUCCGUAUUCGAUAUAAUUACAACCAAUGGAGAAGAAAUCAUUGAAGAAGGAGAAGAAAUCCUUAAAGAAAAAAUCAUUCAAAAAAUUCCUCAACGGUUAUACAAACUAACUGAAGAGUUAGAAGUACUAGCACAGGAUGAAGAUGAAGAAGAUGAACAUGAGCAACUAAUGAAACAAGAUCAGGAAAUUCGUACAAGAAAAGCCAGACGAGUGGUGAUUUAUACUGACUACAGCGUGAAUCCCGAGACUAACGAUGAUGAAAUAAACGAGUUGGCUUUGAUACGUUACUCACAACAACCUGAUUUUCGUCGAGGUCUAAUCAAAGGAUCCUUACGCGCUCAAAGACGUAAAACAGUUAUUUGGAACACAUUCCAAGCAUAUGUAAAUUCUCCGCUUUUUUUUGAUCGAGUAGAAAACAUAUUUUUUUUUUCUCUUUUAAACAAGAUCGAUCAAAAUAUUAAGUCUAUUUUUAGGAAUUUUGCGAAGAAAAAACCAAAAACGGAAUUAAAAAUUGACGAUUUUGAGAAAGAAAAGAUGAAGAAAACUCUGAAGGCUCUCGAUGAAAACGAGAAGAAGAGAGAAGAAGAAAAUGAACGAAUGGCAAUAGCAGAAAUUUGGGAUAGCGUUAUAUUUGCUCAAGCAAUAAGAAGUUUGAUACUCCUGAUCCACGCUUUUCUUAGAAAAAACAUUAUAUUGCCUUCAUUGAUAAUAGCUAAAAAUGUUGGACGUAUGUUAUUAUUCCAAUACCCCGAGUGGUAUGGGGAUUUUAAGGACUGGAAGAGUGAAAUGCAUGUUAAAUGUACGUAUAAUGGUAUUCCACUAUCAGAAACAGAAUUUCCUCAAGAUUGGUUAACAGAUGGUCUUCAGGUAAAAAUUCUAUUUCCUUUCCGUUUAAAACCUUGGCGAAGAUCUAAACUACGAUCUCAUCAUGGAGAUCCAAUGAAAAAAAAAGUAAAACAAGAAAAUUCUAGUUUUUUAACAGUUUGGGGAACGGAAACAGAACUUCCUUUUGGUCCUGCCCGAACCCUACCUUCUUUUUUUGAACCCAUAUAUAAAGAACUAAAAAAAAAUAUUCGAAAAGUGAAAAAGAAUUAUUUUCUACCUCUAAAAGUAAAAGUUUCAAAACCAUGGGUUAUCCAAAUUUUUCCAGUUCUAAAACGAAUAAUGAAUAAACUUGAAAAAGUAAACCCAAUUUAUUUAUUUGAAUUCAAGAAGGUGAAAGUAUAUGAACCAAAUGAAAAUGCAAAAGAUUCAAAAGAUAAUAAUAAGAUUAUUCCUGAAUCGACCAUGCAAAUUCAAUCUAUGAAUUGGACAAAUUUUUUAUUCAUAGAAAAUGAAAUGAAAGAUCUUGCUGAUAAGACAAUCAUAAUCAGGAAUCAAAUAGAAGAAAUCGCAAAAGAAAAGAAAAAAAAAGUUCCAGCCUAUGAUGAUAAAAGACCAGAAUUAAAGAAAGAUAUUUGGCGGAUAUUCAAAAGAAUAAAUACUCGAUUAAUAUGCAAAUCACAUUAUUUUAUGAAAUCUUUCAUUGAAAAAAUAUACAUGGAUAUCCUGCUAUGUAUGGUUAGCAUUUCGAAGGUCAAUGCACAACUUUCAACAAAAAAAAUUAUCAAUGAAUCCAUUUACAACGAUGAAAGAAAUCAAGAAGGAAUUGAUGAAACAGAUCAACAUACAAUGAACUUUAUUUCGACUAUAGAAAAUAUAGAAAAAGAAAAGGACUUUUCUAAUCCUAGUAAUAAUUCAAAUACUUAUUACGAUUUAUCUUCCUUGUCCCAAGCAUAUGUAUUUUACAAAAUAUCACAAACCCAAUUACUUAACAACCAUCACUUUAGAUCUGUACUUCAAUAUCGCGGUACCCAUCCUUUUAUUAAGGACAAGAUAAAGUAUUAUUCUAUAACCCGAGGAAUAUUUAACUCCAAAUCAAGGUAUAAGUAUAAGAAAAUAAAGAAGCCUGGAAUGAAUGAAUGGAAAAACUGGUUAAAGGGUAAUUAUGCAUACAAUUUAUCUCAGAGCAAAUGGUCUCGAUUAGUAUUAGUAGCGAAAAAAUGGCGAAAAAAAAUCAAUCAAAAUUGUACGAUUCACAAUAAAGAAUCAAUGAAAUUUUCUUCAUAUAAAAAAGAAAAAGACCGAUCAAUUCAUUACAAAAAAGAAAAUUUCUAUACAGUGUAUUUAUGGCCGAAUCAAAAAGAAAAAUUAAAAAAGCAAUAUGUAUAUGAUCUUUUAUCCCAUAAAUAUAUAUAUUAUGGGAAUAGUAAAGAUUCCUCUAUUUAUAAACCAAAAUUACAACUAAAAAGGAACCAAAAAAUUCCAUAUAAUUUCAACAUACAGAAACCCGAAUUGUUUUAUGAAAUUGAUAAUUCCAUAGAAAAAAAUUAUGUUUUUAAUAAGCAUAAAAAUCUGAAUAGGAAAUAUUUUGAUUGUAGAAUUCUAUAUUUUUACCCGAAAAACACUAUUGAUGUAAACGAUAUCGAUAUUAUCGACUUUACAAAUGUACAUAUCGGUGCCAAACUUGAAAAAAAUACUAAGACUAAAAAAAUAAAUAUUAAUAUAAAAAUAAAAAAAUUGAAAGAAAAAGAAACAAAUCUAUACAAAAAAAACAACUCCAAUGAAAAAAGUUUUUUUGAUUGGAUGGGAAUGAAUCGAAAAAGGGAAAGAGUUUUUUGUAAAAAAAAAAAAUCAAAUCUGAAACUUUGGUUCUUCCCGGAAUUCAGAUUUCCUUUUGAUACAUAUAAGGCAUAUAAGAUUAAACCGUGGAUCAUCCCAAUCAAAUUACUUCUUUCCAAUCAGAAUUUAGAUGAAAAAAAAAAAAUUAGUCAAAAUAAAAGUGUCAAAGAUUCUAUUUUAAUAAAAUUAAAAAACCAAGAAAAAAACGAAGAAAAGACAAAUCUUGUGUCAGAUCCAAGCAAACAAAACAAAAAAAAACCUCUUCAAAAGGAUUAUGCGAGAUCUGAAAGUAAAAAGAAAAAACGAUGCAAGAAAAGCAAGGAAUCAGAACUAGAUUUAUUCCUAAAUAAAUAUUUAAUUGUUCAAUUAAGAUGGAACAACUUGGUUAAUCAUAAAAUGACAAAAAAUAUCAAGGCAUAUUGUUUCUUACUUAGAUUGAUGGAUACAAGUUCUAUAGCUCUAGCCUUAAUUCGAAGAAAAGAGAUGGAUCUAGAUAUAAUCCUUAAUAAGGACAAUCUAACUCUUACAGACUUUUUAAAAAAAGGAAUAUUGAUUAUCGAAUCAACUCGUCUAGCUUUUAUAACGGAUGGAAAAUUAAUUAUGUAUCAAACCAUAAGUAUUUCAUUGAUCGAUGGCGAAAAGAGUAAUCACCAAAUAAAUAUAAAAUACAAAAAAAAAAAAUAUGUCAAUAAGAAGAAUUUUAAUAAAUCUACUGAACAACACGGAAAUAUGCUUGUGAAUGAGAAUCCAGAUUAUUAUGAUCUCCUUGUUCCUGAAAAUAUUCUAUCUCCUAGACGUCGUAGAGAAUUGAGAAUUCUAAUUUGUUUCAACUCUCCUAAUUGGGAUGUUGUGAAUAGAAAUCAAAUAUUUUACAAUGAAAAUAAUAUAAGAAACUCCACACAAUUUCUGAAUGAAGACAAAGGUUUUAAUCUUAAUAUAGAUUCAAAUAUAAAAUAUAAGUUGUUUCUUUGGCCCAAUUACCGAUUAGAAGAUUUAGCUUGUAUGAAUCGCUAUUGGUUUGAUACCAAUAAUGGUAGUAAUUUCAGUAUGUCAAGGAUACACAUGUAUACACGAUUUAGAAUUAUCUAAUUAUCUAAUAGUAUA
This is a messenger RNA of Zingiber officinale, 5498 nucleotides long. RefSeq names its product protein TIC 214-like. The coding region runs from base 54 to 5483 and encodes 1809 amino acids. Lineage: Eukaryota; Viridiplantae; Streptophyta; Magnoliopsida; Zingiberales; Zingiberaceae. Gene Ontology annotation, cellular component: membrane. The transcript has a single exon. The record is from RefSeq and is a predicted model, not a curated record.